AUGACAGAGGUACUUUCAUCUCACCAUCAGAUGAAAGAGAAACUUUCAUCUCACCAUCUCCCCAUUCUCCCGCUUUCCAUCACCCCGCCCCAUUCUCCCUCCUUCCAUCACCCCGCCCCAUUCUCCCGCCUUCCAUCACCCCGCCCCAUUCUCCCGCUUUCCAUCACCCCGCCCAUUCUCUCUCCUUCCAUCACCCCGCCCCAUUCUCCCGCUUUCCAUCAACCCGCCCCAUUCUCCCGCUUUCCAUCACCCCGCCCCAUUCUCCCGCUUUCCAUCACCCCGCCCCAUUCUCCCACUUUCCAACACCCUGCCCCAUUCUCCCGCUUUCCAUCACCCGCCCAUUCUCCCGCUUUCCAUCACCCCGCCCCAUUCUCCCGCUUUCCAUCACCCCGCCCCAUUCUGCCGCUCUCCAUCACCCCGCUCCAUUCUCCCGCUCUCCAUCACCUUGCCCCAUUCUCCCGCUUUCCAUCAUCCCGCCCCAUUCUCCCGCUUUCCAUCAUCCCGCCCCAUUCUCCCUCCUUCCAUCACCCCGCCCCAUUCUCCCGCUUUCCAUCACCCCUCCCCUUUCUCCCGCUUUCCAUCUCCCCGCCCCAUUCUCCCGCUUUCCAUCACCCCGCCCCAUUCUCCCACUUUCCAUCACCCCGCCCCAUUCUUCCGCUUCCCAUCAUCCCGCCCCAUACCCCGCUUUCCAUCACCCCUCCCCAUUCUCCCUCCUUCCAUCACCCCGCCCCAUUCUCUCGCUUUCCAUCAACCCGCCCCAUUCUCCCGCUUUCCAUCACCCCCCCCCAUUCUCCCGCUUUCCAUCACCCCGCCCCAUUCUCCCGCUUUCCAUCACCCCGCCCCAUUCUCCCUCCUUCCAUCACCCGCCCCAUUCUCCCUCAUUCCAUCACCCCGCCCCAUUCUCCCGCUUCCAUCACCCCGCCCCAUUCUUCCGCUUCCCAUAACCCCACCCCAUUCUCCCGCUUUCCAUCACCCCGCCACAUUUUCCCACUUUCCAUCACCCCGCCCCCUUCUCUCUCCUUCAUCACCCCGCCCCAUUCUCCCUCCAUCCAUCACCCCGCCCCAUUCUCCCGCUUUCCAUCAGCCCGCCCCAUUCUCCCGCUUUCCAUCACCCCGCCCCUUUCUCCCGCUUUCCAUCUCCCCGCCCCAUUCUCCCGCUUUCCAUCACCCCCGCCCCAUUCUCCCGCUUUCCAUCACCCCGCCCCAUUCUUCCGCUUCCCAUCAUCCCGCCCCAUUCCACCGCUUUCCAUCACCACUCUCCCAUUUCUCCCUCCUUCCAUCACACCCCGCCCCAUUCUUCCGCUUUCCAUCACCCGCUCCAUUCUCCCGCUUUCCAUCACCUCGCCCCAUUCUCCCGCUUUCCAUCACCCCGCCCCAUUCUUCUACUUUCCAUCACCCCGCCCCAUUCUCCCGCUUUCCAUCACCCCGCCCCAUUCUCCCUCCUUCCAUCACCCCGCCCCAUUCUCCCUCCUUCCAUCACCCCGCCCCAUUCUCCCGCUUUCCAUCACCCCGCCCCAUUCUCCCUCCUUCUAUCACCCCGCCCCAUUCCCCCGCUUUCCAUCACCCCUCCCCAUUCUCCCUCCUUCCAUCACCCCGCCCCAUUCUCUCGCUUUCCAUCACCCCGCCCCAUUCUCCCUCCUUCCAUCACCCCGCCCCAUUCUCGCGCUUUCCAUCACUCCGCCCCAUUCUCCCUCCUUCCAUCACCCCGCCCCAUUCUCCCUCCUUCGAUCACCCCGCCCCAUUCUCCCGCUUUCCAUCACCCCGCCCCAAUCUCCUGCUUCCAUAACCCCACUCCAUUCUCCCGCUUUCCAUCACCCCGCCACAUUCUCCCACUUUCCAUCACCCGCCCCAUUCUCCCGCUUCCAUCACCCCGCCCCAUUCUCCGCUUUCCAUCACCCCGCCCCAUUUCUCGGCUUUCCAUCACCCCGCCCCAUUCUCCCUUCUUCCAUCACCUCGCCCCAUUCUCCCUCCUUCCAUCACCCCGCCCCAUUCUCCUGCUUUCCAUCACCCCGCCUUAUUCUUCCGCAUUCCAUCACCCAGCCCCAUUCUCCCGCUUUCCAUCACCCCGCCCCCUUCCCCCUCCUUCCAUCACCCCGCCCCAUUCUCCCGCUUCCAUCACCCCCGCCCCAUUCUCCCGCUUUCCAUCACCCCGCCCCAUUCUCCCUCCUUCCAUCACCCCGCCCCAUUCUCCCGCUUUCCAUCACCCCGCCCCAUUCUCCCGCUUUCCAUCACCCCGCCCAUUCUCCCGCUUUCCAUCACCCUGCCCCAUUCUCCCGCUUUCCAACACCCCUGCCCCAUUCUCCGCUUUCCAUCACCCCGCCCAUUCUCCCGCUUUCCAUCACCCGCCCCAUUCUGCCGCUCUCGAUCACCCCGCCCCAUUCUCCCGCUCUCCAUCACCUUGCCCCAUUCUCCUGCUUUCCCAUUCUCCCGCUUUCCAUCACCCGCCCCCUUUCUCCCGCUUUCCAUCAUCCCGCCCCAUUCUCCCGCUUUCCAUCACCCCGCCCCAUUCUCCCGCUUUCCAUCACCCCGCCCCAUUCUCCCGCAUUCCAUCACCCCGCCCCAUUCUUUCGCUUUCCAUCACCCCUCACCAUUCUCCCACUUUCCAUCACCCUGCCCCCAUUCUACCGCUUUCCAUCACCCGCCCCAUUCUCCCGCUUUCCAUCACCCCGCCCCAUUCUCCCGCUUUCCAUCACCCCGCCCCAUUCUCCCGCCUUCCAUCACCCCGCCCCAUUCUCCCGCUUUCCAUCACCCCGCCCCAUUCUCCCGCUUUCCAUCACUCCGCCCCAUUCUCCCGCUUUCCAUCACCCCGACCCAUUCUCCCACUUUCCAUCACCCCGCCCCAUUCUCCCUCCUUCCAUCACCCCGCCCUCAUUCUCCCUCCUUCCAUCACCCCCGCCCCAUUCUCCCGCUUUCCAUCACCCCGCCCCAUUCUCCCGCUUUCCAUCACCCAGCCCCAUUCUCCCGCUUUCCAUCACCCUGCCCCAAUCUCCCGCUUUCCAUCACCCCGCCCCAUUCUCCCGCUUUCCAUCACCCUGCCCCAUUCUCCCGCUUUCCAUCACCUCGCCCCAUUCUCCCGCUUUCCAUCACCCCGCCCCAUUCUCCCGCUUUCCAUCACUCCGACCCAUUCUCCCACUUUCCAUCACCCCGCCCCAUUCUCCCUCCUUCCAUCACCUCCCCUCAUUCUCCCUCCUUCCAUCACCCCGCCCCAUUCUCCCGCUUUCCAUCACCCCGCCCCAUUCUCCCGCUUUCCAUCACCCAGCCCCAUUCUCCCGCUUUCCAUCACCCCGCCCCAUUCUCCCGCUUUCCAUCACCCUGCCCCAAUCUCCCGCUUUCCAUCACCCCGCCCCAUUCUCCCGCUUUCCAUCACCCUGCCCCAUUCUCCCGCUUUCCAUCACCCCACUCCAUUCUCCCGCUUUCCAUCACCCAGCCCCAUUCUCCCGCUUUCCAUCACCCCGCCCCAUUCUCCCGCUUUCCAUCACCCCACCCCAUUCUCCCUCCUUCCAUCACCCCGUCCCAUUCUCCCUCCUUCCAUCACCCCGCCCCAUUCUCCCGCUUUCCAUCACCCCGCCCCAUUCUCCCUCCUUCCAUCACCCCGCCCCAUUCUCCCUCCUUCCAUCACCCCGCCCCAUUCUCCCGCUUUCCAUCACCUCGCCCCAUUCUCCCGCUUUCCAUCACCCCGCCACAUUCUCCCGCUUUCUAUCACCCCGCCCCAUUCUCCCUCCUUCCAUCACCCCGCCCCAUUCUCCCGCUUUCCAUCACCCCGCCCCAUUCUCCCGAUUUCCAUCACCCCGCCCCAUUCUCCCGCUUUCCAUCACCCCGCCCCAUUCUCCCGCUUUCCAUCAUCCCGCCCCAUUCUCCCUCCUUCCAUCACCCCGCCCCAUUCUUCCGCUUCCCAUCAUCCCGCCCCAUUCCCCCGCUUUCCAUCACCCCUCCCCAUUCUCCCUGCUUCCAUCACCUCGCCCCAUUCUCUCGCUUUCCAUCACCCCGCCCCAUUCUCCCGCUUUCCAUCACCCCGUCCCAUUCUCCCGCUUUCCAUCACUCCGCCCCAUUAUCCCUCCUUCCAUCACCCCGCCCCAUUCUCCCUCCUUCCAUCACCCCGCCCCAUUCUCCCGCUUUCCAUCACCCCGCCUCCUUCUCCCGCUUCCCAUAACCCCACCCCAUUCUCCCGCUUUCCAUCACCCCGCCACAAUCUCCCACUUUCCAUCACCCCGCCCCCUUCUCUCUCCUUCCAUCACCCCGCCCCAUUCUCCCUCCUUCCAUCACCCUGCCCCAUUCUCCCGCUUUCCAUCAGCCCGCGCCAUUCUCCCGCUUUCCAUCACCCCUCCCCUUUCUCCCGCUUUCCAUCACCCCUCCCCAUUCUCCCUCCUUCCAUCACCCCGCCCCAUUCUCUCGCUUUCCAUCACCCCGCCCCGUUCUCCUGCUUUCCAUCAUCGCCCCAUUCUUCCUCCUUCCAUCACCCUGCUUUCCAUCACCCUGCCCCAUUCUUCCUCCUUCCAUCACCCUGCCCCAUUCUCCCGCUUUCCAUCACCCCGCCCCAUUCUCCCUCCUUCCAUCACCCCGCCCCAUUCUCCCUCAUUCCAUCACCCCGCCCCAUUCUCCCGCUUUCCAUCACCCCGCCCCACUCUCCCGCUUCCCAUAACCCCACCCCAUUCUCCCGCUUUCCAUCACCCCGCCACAUUUUCCCACUUUCCAUCACCCCGCCCCCUUCUCUCUCCUUCCAUCACCCCGCCCCAUUCUCCCUCCUUCCAUCACCCCGCCCCAUACUCCCGCUUUCCAUCAGCCCGCCCCAUUCUCCUGCUUUCCAUCACCCCACCCCAUUCUCCCGCUUUCCAUCACUCCGCCCCAUUCUCCCGCUUUCCAUCACCCCGACCCAUUCUCCCACUUUCCAUCACCCCGCCCCAUUCUCCCUCCUUCCAUCACCCCGCCUCAUUCUCCCUCCUUCAAUCACCCCGCCCCAUUCUCCCGCUUUCCAUCACCCCGCCCCAUUCUCCCGCUUUCCAUCACUUAGCCCCAUUCUCCCGCUUUCCAUCAUCCCCCCCCAUUUUUCCGCUUUCCAUCACCCCGCCCCAUUCUCCCGCUUUCCAUCACUGUGCCCCAAUCUCCCGCUUUCCAUCACCCCGCCCCCUUCUCCCUCCUUCCAUCACCCCGCCCCAUUCCCCCGCUUUCCAUCACCCUGCCCCAAUCUCCCCCUUUCCAUCACCCCACCCCGUUUUCCCUCCUUCCAUCACCCCGCCCCAUUCUCCCGCUUUCCAUCACCCCGCCCCAUUCUCCCGCUUUCCAUCACCCAGCCCUAUUCUCCCGCUUUCCAUCACCCCGCCCCAUUCUCCCGCUUUCCAUCACCCCGCCCCAUUCUCCCGCUUUCCAUCACCCCGCCCCAUUCUCCCUCCUUCCAUCACCCCGCCCCAUUCUCCCGCUUUCCAUCACCCCGCCCCAUUCUCCCUCCUUCCAUCACCCCGCCCCAUUCUCCCCGAUUUCCCGAUUCCAUCACCCCGCCCCAUUCUCCCGCUUUCCAUCACCCCGCCCCAUUCUCCCGCUUUCCAUCAUCCUGCCCCAUUCUCCCUCCUUCCAUCACCCCGCCCCAUUCUCCUGCUUUCCAUCACUGCGCCCCAUUCUCCCUCCUUCCAUCACCCCGCCCCAUUCUCCCUCCUUCCAUCACCCCGCCCCAUUCUCCCCCUUUCCAUCACCCCACCCCAUUCUCCCGCUUCCCAUAACCCCACCCCAUUCUCCCGCUUUCCAUCACCCCGCCACAUUUUCCCACUUUCCAUCACCCCGCCGCCUUCUCUCUCCUUCCAUCAACCCGCCCCAUUCUCCCUCCUUCCAUCACCCCGCCCCAUUCUUCUGCUUUCCAUCAGCCCGCCCCAUUCUCCCGCUUUCCAUCACCCCUCCCCUUUCUCCCGCUUUCCAUCUCCCCGCCCCAUUCUCCCGCUUUCUGUCACCCUGCCCCAUUCUUCCGCUUCCCAUCAUCCCGCCCCAUUCCCCCGCUUUCCAUCACCCCUCCCCACUCUCCCUCCUUCCAUCACCCCGCCCCAUUCUCCCGCUUUCCAUCACCCCGCCCCAUUCUUCCUCCUUCCAUCACCCCGCCCCAUUCUCCCGCUUUCCAUCACCCCGCCCCAUUCUCCCUCCUUCCAUCACCCCGCCCCAUUCUCCCUCAUUCCAUCACCCCGCCCCAUUCUCCCGCUUUCCAUCACCCCGCCCCAUUCUCCCGCUUCCCAUAACCCCACCCCAUUCUCCCGCUUUCCAUCACCCCGCCACAUUUUCCCACUUUCCAUCACCCGGCCCCCUUCAUUCUCCUUCCAUCACCCCACCCCAUUCUCCCUCCUUCCAUCACCCCGCCCCAUUCUCCCGCUUUUCAUCAGCCCGCCCCAUUCUCCCGCUCCCCAUUCUCCCGCUUUCCAUCACCCCGUCCCAUUUUUCCGCUUUCCAUCACCCCGCCCCAUUCUCCCGCUUUCCAUCACCCUGCCCCAAUCUCCCGCUUUCCAUCACCCCGCCCCAUUCUCCCUCCUUCCAUCACCCCGCCCCAUUCUCCCGCUUUCCAUCACCCAGCCCCAUUCUCCCGCUUUCCAUCACCCCGCCCCAUUCUCCCGCUUUCCAUCACCCCGCCCCAUUCUCCCGCUUUCCAUCACCCCGCCCCAUUCUCCCUCCUUCCAUCACCCCGCCCCAUUCUCCCGCUUUCCAUCACCCCGCCCCAUUCUCCCUCCUUCCAUCACCCCACCACAUUUUCCCGCUUUCUAUCACCCCGCCCCAUCCUCCCUCCUUCCAUCACCCCGCCCCAUUCUCCCGCUUUCCAUCACCCCGCCCCAUUCUCCCGAUUUCCGUCACCCCGCCCCAUUCUCCCGCUUUCCAUCACCCCGCCCCAUUCUCCCGCUUUCCAUCACCCCGCCCCAUUCUCCCGCUUUCCAUCACUCCGCCCCAUUCUCCCUCCUUCCAUCACCCCGCCCCAUUCUCCCUCCUUCCAUCACCCCGCCCCAUUCUCCCGCUUUCCAUCACCCCGCCCCAUUCUCCCGCUUUCCAACACCCCAGCCCAUUCUCUCGCUUUCCAUCACCCCGCCCCCUUCUUCCUCCUUCCAUCACCCCGCCCCAUUCUCCCUCCUUCCAUCACCCCGCCCCAUUCUCCCGCUUUCCAUCACCCCGCCCCAUUCUCCCGCUUUCCAUCACCUAGCCCCAUUCUCCCGCUUUCCAUCACCCCGCCCCAUUCUCCAGCUUUCCAUCACCCCGCCCCAUUCUCCCGCUUUCCAUCACCCCGCCCCAUUCUCCCUCCUUCCAUCACCCCGCCCCAUUCUCCCGCUUUCUAUCACCCCCCCCCAUUCUCCCUCCUUCCAUCACCCCGCCCCAUUCUCCCUCAUUCCAUCACCCCGCUCCAUUCUCCCGCUUUCCAUCACCCCGCCCCAUUCUCCCGCUUCCCAUAACCCCACCCCAUUCUCCCGCUUUCCAUCACCCCGCCACAUUUUCCCACUUUCCAUCACCCCACCCCCUUCUCUCUCCUUCCAUCACCCCGCCCCAUUCUCCCUCCUUUCAUCACCCCGCCCCAUUCUCCCGCUUUCCAUCAGCCCGCCCUAUUCUCCGGCUUUCCAUCACCCUGCCCCGUUCUCCCGCUUUCCAUCACCCCGCCCCAUUCUUCCGCUUCCCAUCAUCCCGCCCCAUUCCCCCGCUUUCCAUCACCCCUCCCCAUUCUCCCUCCUUCCAUCACCCCGCCCCAUUCUCCCACUUUCCAUCACCCCCCUCCCCAUUCUCCCGCUUUCCAUCACCCCGCCCCAUUCUCUCGCUUUUCAUCACCCCACCCCACUUCUCCCGCUUUCCAUCACCCCGCCCCCUUCUCCCUUCUUCCAUCACCCCGCCCCAUUCUCCCUCUUUCCAUCACCUCGCCCCAUUCUCCCACUUUCUAUCAGCCCGCCCCAUUCUCCCGCUUUCCAUCACCCCGCCCCUUUCUCCCGCUUUGCAUCUCCCCGCCCCAUUCUCCCGCUUUCCAUCACCCCGCCCCAUUCUCCCGCUUUCCAUCACCCCGCCCCAUUCUCCCACUUUCCAUCACCCCGCCCCAUUCUCCCUCCUUCCAUCACCCCGCCUCAUUCUACCUCCUUCCAUCACCCCGCCCCAUGCUCCUGCUUUCCAUCACCCCGCCUCAUUCUCCCGCUUUUCAUCACCCCGCCCCAUUCUCCCGCUUUCCAUCACCCCGCCCCAUUCUCCCGCUUUCCAUCACCCCGCCCCAUUCUCCCUCCUUCCAUCACCCCGCCCCAUUCUCCCGCUUUCCAUCACCCCGCCCCAUGCUCCCGCUUUCCAUCACCCCGCCCCAUUCUCCCAUCACCCCGCCCCUUUCACCCGCUUUCCAUCACCCGCCCCAUUCUCCCGCUUUCCAUCACCCCGCCCCAUUCUCCCGCUUUCCAUCACCCCGCCCCAUUCUCCCGCUUUCCAUCACCCCGCCCCAUUCUCCCGCUUUCCAUCACCCAGCCCCAUUCUCCCACUUUCCAUCACCCCGCCCCAUUUUCCCGCUUUCUAUCACCCUGCCCCAUUCUCACGCUUUCCAUCACCCUGCCCCAAUCUCCCGCUUUCCAUCACCCCGCCCCAUUCUCCCUCCUUCCAUCACCCCGCCCCAUUCUCCCGCUUUCCAUCACCCCGCCCCAUUCUCCCGCUUUCCAUAACCCCGCCCCAUUCUCCCUCCUUCCAUCACACGCCCCGUUCUCCCUCCUUCCAUCACCCCGCCCCUUUCUUCCUCCUUCCAUCACCCCGCCCUAUUCUCCCGCUUUCCAUCAGCCCACCCCAUUCUCCCGCUUUCCAUCACCCCGCCCCAUUCUCCCGCUUUCCAUCACCCCGCCCCAUUCUCCCGCUUUCCAUCACCCCGCCCCAUUCUCCCGCUUUCCAUCAACCUGCCCCAUUCUCCCGCUUUCCAUCACCCCGCCCCAUUCUCCCGCUUUCCAUCACCCCGCCCCAUUCUCCCGCUUUCCAUCUCCCCGCCCCAUUCUCCCUCAUUCCAUCACCUCGCCUCAUUCUACCACCUUCUAUCACCCCGCCCCAUGCUCCCGCUUUCCAUCACCCCGCCCCAUUCUCCCGCUUUCCAUCACCCCGCCCCAUUCUCCCUCCUUCCAUCACCCUCGCCCCAUUCUGCCGCUUUCCUUCACUCCGCCCCAUUCUCCCGCUUUCCAUCACCGCGCCCCAUUCUCCCGCUUUCCAUCACCCCGCCCCAUUCUCCCGCUUUCCAUCACCCCGCCCCAUUCUCCCUCCUUCCAUCACCCCGCCCCAUUCUCCCGCUUUCCAUCACCCCGCCCCAUUCUCCCUCCUUCCAUCACCCUCCCCCAUUCUCCCGCUUUCCAUCACCCCGCGCUAUUCUCCCUCCUUCCAUCACCCCGCCCCAUUCUCCCGCUUUCCAUCACCCCGCCCCAUUCUCCCGCUUCCUAUAACCCCACCUCAUUCUCCCGCUUUCCAUCACCCCGCCACAUUCUCCCGCUUUCCAUCACCCCGCCCCAUUCUCCUUCCUUCCAUCACCCCGCCCCAUUCUCCCGCUUUCCAUCACCCCGCCCCAUUCUCCCGCUUUCCAUCACGCCGCCCCCUUCUCCCUUCUUCCAUCACCCCGCCCCAUUCUCCCUCCUUCCAUCACCCCGCCCCAUUCUCUCGCUUUCCAUCAGCCCGCCCCUUUCUCCGCUUUCCCUCUCCCCCUGCCCCAUUCUCCCGCUUUCCCAUCAAACCCGCCCCAUCUCCCACUUUCCAUCACCCAGGCCCCCAUCUCCCAGCUUCCCAUACAUCCCGGCCCCAUUCCCCCGAUUAUCCAUCACCCCUCCCCAUUCUUCCCUACCUUCUAUCCCCACGCCCCAUUCUCCCCGCUUUCCAACACCCCGGCCCCAUUCUCCCGCUUUCCUCACCCCGGCCUCCAUUCUCCCGCUUUCCCCUAUCACUCCGCCCCAUAUCUCUCCCGCUUUCCAUCACCCCGCCCCCAUUCUCCUUGCUUUUCAUCACCCCGCCCCAUCUCCUUCCUUCCAUCACUCCCGCCUCAAUUAUCCUCCUUCCAUCACCCCGCCCACGCCCAUCUCUCCCGCUUUCCAAUCCACCCCGCCCCAUUCCUCCCGCUUUCCAUCACCCAGCCCCAUUCUCCCACCCCACCCCAUUCUCCCGCUUUCCAUCACCCCGCCCCAUUCUCCCGCUUUCCAUCACCCCGCCUUAUUUUCCCCCUUGCUAUCACCCCGCCCCAUUCUCACGCUUUCCAUCACCCCGCCCCAUUCUCCCGCUUUCCAUAACCCCGCCCCAUUCUCCCUCCUUCCAUCACCCGCCCCAUUCUCCCUCCUUCCAUCACCCCGCCCCAUUCUCCCGCUUUCCAUCUCCCCGCCCCAUUCUCCCUCAUUCCAUCACCUCGCCUCAUUCUACCACCUUCCAUCACCCCGCCCCAUGCUCCCGCUUUCCAUCACCCCGCCCCAUUCUCCCGCUUUCCAUCACCCCGCCCCAUUCUCCCUCCUUCCAUCACCCCGCCCCAUUCUGCCGCUUUCCAUCACUCCGCCCCAUUCUCCCACUUUCCAUCACCGCGCCCCAUUCUCCCGCUUUCCAUCUCCCCGCCCCAUUCUCCCGCUUUCCAUCACCCCGCCCCAUUCUCCCUCCUUCCAUCACCCCGCCCCAUUCUCCCGCUUUCCAUCACCCCGCCCCAUUCUCCCUCCUUCCAUCACCCCGCCCCAUUCUCCCGCUUUCCAUCACCCCGCGCUAUUCUCCCUCCUUCCAUCACCCCGCCCCAUUCUCCCGCUUUCCAUCACCCCGCCCCAUUCUCCCGCUUCCUAUAACCCCACCUCAUUCUCCCGCUUUCCAUCACCCCGCCACAUUCUCCCGCUUUCCAUCAACCCGCCCCAUUCUCCUUCCUUCCAUCACCCCGCCCCAUUCUCCCGCUUUCCAUCACCCCGACCCAUUCUCCCGCUUUCCAUCACGCCGCCCCCUUCUCCCUCCUUCCAUCACCCAGCCCCAUUCUCCCUCCUUCCAUCACCCCGCCCCAUUCUCUAG
Molecule: messenger RNA, 10965 nt
Organism: Closterium sp. NIES-65
Lineage: Eukaryota; Viridiplantae; Streptophyta; Zygnematophyceae; Desmidiales; Closteriaceae
Source: the annotation of a GenBank genome assembly